CAGGGGAAGCCAUGGCGGACCAUAGCAACAAAAGCUUAACCGGCUCGCCUCGCCAGCCCUUCCCUCAGAAACUUUCCCGCUUGGAAUCUCUGGAAAGAGAUCUGGAGUAUUUCUUUGGCCAGGACUGGAAGAAGAGAGUGAUUGUCCCUGCAGCCACACACAGAUAUGAACAGAGACUGAGAAAGAUUGGCAAAGACAACCCUGAGCUACUCGUUGCCCACGCCUACACCCGCUACCUCGGCGAUCUGUCAGGCGGACAAGUAUUGGGAAAAAUCACUCAGAAAUCUCUGGGGUUGAGCAGCAAAGAGGGGCUGUCGUUCUUCUCCUUCCCCGGCGUGAGCAGCCCCAACCGUUUCAAGCAGCUGUACAGGAGCCGGAUGAACAGCGUGGAGCUGACCGAGGAGGAGAAGGCGGUCGUUCUGGAGGAGGCCGUGGCAGCGUUUGAGCUGAACAUCCGGGUUUUUGAUGACUUACAGAAAAUGCUGAGCAUCACAACAGAAACGGACAUAUCAAAAAGGAGCUUGGCAGCUACCAGGGUCCCAGUGUCACCCAUCCUGCAAUUCACCAUAGGACUGUGUGUUGCCCUGGCAACUAUAGGAGCUGGAAUGUAUGCACUGUAGAAAUGUGGCUUUUAUACUCAACAUGCACGUGGAGCACUUUACAUGCUAAAUAUGAAAUCAAGAUUGAAUUUAAAUUUGAUCUAUGCAGCAGAACUGUAACUUGGAGCUUGUCAUGUACAAUGCUUUGCAAAGAGUCUGUUUCAGUUUGUCUUCUUGUAAACACAAACUCUAAUGGAUUUUACACAAUAGUAUAUAAUUGUGAAAUGGAAGGACAAUGAUGCAUGAUUUUGAAAUUAGUUUAAAAUAAAAAAUCUGAAAAAUGA
Messenger RNA from Girardinichthys multiradiatus, 883 nucleotides. Its product is annotated as heme oxygenase-like. Gene Ontology annotation, biological process: response to oxidative stress; heme catabolic process; heme oxidation. Gene Ontology annotation, molecular function: heme oxygenase (decyclizing) activity; heme binding. The transcript has 4 exons. NCBI's taxonomy places the organism in Eukaryota, Metazoa, Chordata, Actinopteri, Cyprinodontiformes, Goodeidae. The record is from RefSeq and is a predicted model, not a curated record. Bases 12 to 620 code for a protein of 202 amino acids.